Messenger RNA from Marchantia polymorpha subsp. ruderalis, 2692 nucleotides. The record is from the annotation of a GenBank genome assembly. Lineage: Eukaryota; Viridiplantae; Streptophyta; Marchantiopsida; Marchantiales; Marchantiaceae.
UUGCAGCAGUCGGUCAACAUCAGCCGGCGACCCGCACUGCCCUCUCGCGCAAGUCUGGAUUGGCAGUGACUCCACUCCUGUACAGUGGCCAGAUGCGGAAUUCGACGAAAGGUCCGGCCCCGCUCGGACGCAGUGCCCGAGCGAUCGCUUAGACAGGACUGAUGUUGCGCGUGCCCAUCCUUCCCCGGCUGAAUCUUGCGAUUGUCGGUGUGCCCAUCGCCACCGGUGAUAAUUAUUGGCAUCUACGUGGUUGAUCGCCCAUUGAGGUACACCCCGACGUUGGCUGCUGCUGAGACUAGUUUAGUGCGUUGCAUUUUCGCGUCUGGGCAUGGUCUGGGAUGGCCAAUUAUUGAACGCAGGAGCAUUGUCUCACUGUGUUCGCAGCACCGCUCUCUCGUCAUUUGGCUUGUUUCCGAGGGGAGUGAUCCGCUAUGUGAUCGCGAGAGGCCGACAGCGCCGUGGCGACACCGAUCGAUGUGUUUUCCCUCGGAAGCAGCUGGAGGCGCUUUCUUGUCUCGGUGCUCUUUGCCCCUUUCCAGACCCUAGAAGUGGAUCGUCGCUGAAUCGUUCGACAAACUUAUUCCCGGCCUUCCUCUGCCUCUUCGCACAUUAGUUUAGGUGCAGGAGUUUCGCACGACGACGACCUCAGAGCAGUGCGUUUCUCGGGCUUCUGAGGCCAUGCCGAUUUAGUACGUAGUGCAUGCGGUGGAUCACGAGGCAUCAUGGAUUGGAAGGUUGGCCUUUUCUAAGACUGCGGGACGGGGUUUUGGCCACAAUGUAUGAUCGUGAUUUUGAAACGUCCAUAUUAGUGAUGCGGCAAGCACAAGAUUUUUCCAAUUCGAGGUCAGCAGGCAGUCCAGAAGCCCACGCAGACGUGAAUGACCUCUUCUGAAGGGGAUUGCUGGCUGUGUAGAAAACUUUGUAAAGCUUAGACGAAUGCCGCAAACUAAUUCUUCAAAGGCUCAGUCGAUGGCGGACUCUGUUCUUAUGAGAAGACUAUGGUGGUUGCAGAGUUUUUUUUUCUCAACAUGGAUCUUCUUCUGUUUCAAGGCUAUAAAAGAAGCUAUUUUCCUUGUGGAUGAGGACUAUAGAACUCGAUUUCUGGGCGAAGUAUUUCUUUAUUACAACCCCAUGUUCAUGGUGGCACUGGUUCUUUGGUUAUGGGGAAUAAACCUGUACGUUUUCGCCUAUUCUCGCAUAAGCUACGCCAAAGUGUUUGAUUUGGAUCCAAGUCACCUCACUCAUCGAGAUAUUUGGAAGAUCGCAGGGGGACUAACAAUGACGGUGCUCACCAGUAUGUCCUUGUAUAUGUACUUCUACUCACAAGGACAGUUAAACUAUGCAGCAGCACAACCGCUCUUUCUGUAUUGUGCUUUACCACUAUUUCUGGGGCUUCCACUGAACGUCUGCUACGCCUCAUCGCGGUUUUUCUUUUUGAACACUCUUGCAAGACUUGCAUUCCCUCUAAAUCCCAUUACAUUUGCAGAUUUUUUUGUUGCAGAUGUACUCACCUCCAUGGCAAAGGUCUUCUCGGACAUGGAGCGCGCUCUUUGCACAAUGUAUUUUUACCAGGUUGCGAAGCCAGAGUUGGCAAUCAGACCUGGGAUGUGCGGCAGCGAUUCCGUAUGGAUACCUUUUAUCCUGGCAUUUCCAUACGCUUGCCGUUUUUUCCAAUGUUUGAGGCAGUACUCGGACACCAGAGAUAAAUCUUGCCUUUUUAAUGCUCUGAAGUAUGCAACAGCCUUCCCGGUGAUCGGCUUAUCUGCUCUCAAGUACCACAUCAUGUGGGAUCUUUGGCUCUCUAGAUUCCGUCCUCUUUGGUUAUUCUUCAGUCUCAUCAACUCGUGUUACUCAUACUACUGGGAUCUUAGUCGGGAUUGGGAUUUUGGAUGUUUCACUACUGCUUGUCAAAAGAGAAAAAAUUCGGCACUUCGUCCAAAUUUGUAUUACAGCAGGCGAUGGGUGUACUAUUGGGCCAUCGGGAGCAAUUUGGUGUUGAGAGGUGCCUGGACUUACAAGCUAUCAGCACACUUGCGAGAUUAUCGGCUGACUGCGUUCGCUUUCUCAGCCCUGGAGAUUCUCCGUAGAUUUCAGUGGAUUUUUUUCAGAGUGGAGAACGAAUUCAACAAGAUGAACAUGCGCGCCCCCGCGGCGUCGAUAUCUUUGAAAAGUAUGUCACCCACACAAGAGAAAGAGAGUCUAUUAUCCUCUAUAAUUUGAGGAGAGAAGAGAAGGUGUUACAACCCGUUUUGGUCUUGCACGAUCUUCGGUUCACCUCAUUGAUUCGUUCAUGAUAUUCAGAAUGGAGAUGUGGAUGCAUCUUCUGCCAGUUCCAAAAUUUUGGAUCACUUGUCUACCACCCAAGCAUAAUUUUUUCAAGGUUCUCCAUGCCCAAGACAGGCAGUCUCGUCAGCAUAACUAUCACUUCUCUUAAGCUGUUAGUUAGGGAAAAUUUAUUCACCGAGGAGUAACGAAGUAAGUUGAUGUGAGGAAACAAUGAGAACCAGGGAGCGGACUCGAGUCGGAUUAAAAUUAGUCUGGGAUACUCUUCCGAGAUGCAAUUCUUGGCCUAGGUGAACGAACAGGCUUAGUCUAGUCCAGUAAAGCCUUAUUCCAUGUGAAAUCUAUCUUUUGGAAAGCUAUAAGAAAAUGGCUGAACCAUAACUUCAAUACAGGAAACUAUGAUUUUUUU